Conger conger (European conger) is the source of this 2681-nucleotide messenger RNA. It is a transcript of the gene gspt1l, whose product is annotated as G1 to S phase transition 1, like. Gene Ontology annotation, cellular component: translation release factor complex. The coding region runs from base 274 to 1992 and encodes 572 amino acids. The transcript is spliced from 14 exons. Gene Ontology annotation, molecular function: GTPase activity; GTP binding; translation release factor activity. Lineage: Eukaryota; Metazoa; Chordata; Actinopteri; Anguilliformes; Congridae. Gene Ontology annotation, biological process: translation. The record is from RefSeq and is a predicted model, not a curated record.
CAUUUAACGUCGCUCCCUUCGGUUGAGGAGAGUCAUCAGCACACACGAGGACUUGCGUUGAGUGCUGAGUCGGAUCUCUCUCUUUCUCUGUUGCCGCCGUGAGAAACCGGCGCUAUUUUAUUGGAGAAAAAAAAGGCAUUAACACGUUACGAAGAGAAAAGUUUUUUUUUUUAAAGAUUUUAAAGAGGUGACAAAAACAACGCGUUAGUGGUGGUUGCACAGCUAGCUAACUGCGUAGUCUUCACCACAUUACAGUAAAUAGAAAGAUCAACGAUGGACCCUAGAGACACUGCCCCUGAUUCGUGGGAACAGGAGGACGAUGGCGAGGCCCCGGCCGACGUGCAACUUCAGACCGCCUUCACCGCCCUAAAUGUGGACGCCAAGCCGUUUGUCCCCAAUGUUAACGCCGCCGAAUUUGUUCCGGCCUUCCUACAGAGAGGGCCUUCGGAAAAUCCAGACACCGAUGGCACUGAGGCAGUUGUCAGCAUGGAGGUGUCGGAACCCACUGUGCCAGUGGAGAACGGGGAGGCGGAGAUGAACACAGAGGAGACGUGGGAGCAGAAGGGCGGGGAGCCAGAUGAUGCGGAGCCGGGAGGAGGGCCUGAUGGAGAAGGCCCCGCCCCGGAACCCCAGCAGGAGCUGAUGGAGGAGGAGGAGGAGGUGCCAACGCCUAAAGUAGCCCCAGCCCCGCCAGACGCCCCCAAGAAGGAGCACGUGAACGUGGUCUUCAUUGGGCACGUUGACGCUGGGAAGUCCACAAUCGGAGGCCAGAUCAUGUAUCUGACGGGGAUGGUGGAGAAGAGGACCCUGGAGAAGUAUGAAAGAGAGGCCAAGGAGAAGAACAGAGAAACCUGGUACCUCUCCUGGGCCCUGGACACAAACCAGGAGGAGCGGGACAAGGGGAAGACGGUGGAGGUGGGCCGUGCCUACUUUGAGACAGAGAAAAAGCACUUUACCAUCCUGGACGCUCCGGGACACAAGAGCUUCGUCCCCAACAUGAUCGGGGGCGCCUCGCAAGCGGACCUGGCCGUGCUGGUGAUCUCCGCCAGGAAAGGCGAGUUUGAGACCGGAUUCGAGAAGGGCGGGCAGACGCGAGAGCACGCCAUGCUGGCGAAGACGGCGGGGGUGAAGCACCUGAUCGUCCUGGUGAACAAGAUGGACGACCCCACGGUCAACUGGAGCCUGGAGAGGUAUGAGGAGUGUAAGGAGAAACUAGUGCCAUUUUUGAAGAAGGUGGGAUUCAACCCCAAGAAGGACAUUCACUUCAUGCCCUGUUCUGGACUCACCGGCGCCAACCUGAAGGAGCCUGCCGAGUUCUGCACUUGGUAUACAGGGUUGCCAUUCAUUCCACAUCUCGACAGUUUGCCAAACUUUAACAGAUCAAGCGACGGGCCGGUCAGAUUACCCAUCGUGGACAAAUACAAGGACAUGGGCACUGUGAUCCUGGGCAAGCUGGAGUCCGGGUCCAUCGGCAAAGCACAGCAACUCGUCAUGAUGCCAAACAGGCACACGGUGGAGGUGCUUAGCCUGCUCUCUGAUGACGUGGAGACGGAUGACGCUGCUCCAGGAGAGAAUCUGAAGCUGCGGCUGAAGGGCAUUGAGGAGGAGGAGAUCCUGCCUGGCUUCAUCCUCUGCAACGCCGAGAACCUCUGCCACUCCGGACGCACCUUCGAUGCUCAGAUCGUUAUCAUCGAACACAAAUCAAUCAUCUGCCCAGGGUACAACGCAGUUCUACAUAUCCACACCUGCAUUGAAGAAGUGCAAAUCACAGCCUUAAUCUGCCUGGUCGACAAAAAGUCGGGCGAGAAGAGCAAGACGCGACCCCGCUUCGUGAAACAGGACCAGGUCUGCAUCGCCCGGCUGAGGACCGCAGGGACCAUAUGCCUGGAGACCUUCAAGGACUUCCCCCAGAUGGGCCGCUUCACCCUGAGGGAUGAAGGCAAGACCAUCGCCAUCGGCAAAGUGCUGAAGCUGGUGGCGGAGCGCGACUGAAGCUGGGCCGGGCGGACGUCCUGGAACAGCCUGACGAAACGGAGAGAGGAGGGGAGGGAGGGGGGGGCACCGCUGCCAGCCCGCCGUACACAACACUCCUCUCUCCGGGCUCUCCCUCCUCCUGCCUGACCAAGACCAGCUUCCAACAUGAAAUGAAAAGAAACUUCUAAUCGGUUUUUAAGCGAAUUUAAAAAAAAAAAAAAAGAGAGAAAAGAAAAGACAAACAAGUCCACGCGUGUCAGCUUUCUCAUAUUGAGAGCUCAGCUAUGCCAUUGUUUGGGCCUUCACCCAUGACACAUUACUCCCCCCCCCCCCACACCACCACCCCCACACGGUCGACAAGUAAGGUUAUAACGGAUACUUCUCCCUUCCACCUUAUUGUUUCUUCUUUUUUUUUCUUUUUUUCUUUUUUUCUUCAGAGUGUGGGGCGCUGGUCACAUGACUUGUGUGGACCAGGGUUUUGCUUGGAAUACAAAUAUAAUUUUAAAGAAAGGAAAAAGACGAAAAAAAUGUUGAAAAAUUAACCAGUUGAAACCAAAAUCAUGUUAAUAUCUUGGUUGUACAUGUCUCCCUUUGCUUAAGCCCAGAUUGGUUUCUCUACUCCAAGCGGUCGCGCGGUGUGCGCGGGUGUUCACUUGUUAUUAAAGCAAAUACAGUGACAAUAAAAUAUUAAAUUCAAAAAUUAAAAA